Paramecium octaurelia is the source of this 1696-nucleotide messenger RNA. The record is from the annotation of a GenBank genome assembly. Lineage: Eukaryota; Ciliophora; Oligohymenophorea; Peniculida; Parameciidae.
AUGUAAAACAUUAAUUAUCAGGAAAGCAAAUUCUAGUUUGAGUGCUUCAGAAAACACCUCUUGAUGGAUGCUACGUAUUAUGGAUAUCUUCUACCUAACCUAUUGAUUCUGACAACGGUAGUGUGAUUGCUUAUAAAUAAUAGGUCAAAUAGUCAUAGUCACCAAAAUAUAAGGUGGCAUUACUAUUAACUACCUAAAUACAUUUCAUUACGAAAUAGCCAUCAAAUGAGAUUGAAUAGUUUGGUUUUUUGUAUAAAGAACAAUUCAAAUAUUUUUAUGCCAACCCAAAUACCAUUUUGAAACUCAAAGAACUUAUGGCUUGUCAAGCAAUGUUUAAGGAAAUAAAUGAUUUCUAUCAACCCAUAAUUAUGUUGGGUAGGGGAGGCUCUUCAAAAGUACGGCAUCUGAUUUACAGUUUAGGUGUAUUUGGUGAUGAAAAAGAGGAGUAAAGAUCAAUAUGCUUCGAAGUGUGUGGAUAAACGGUACCUAAUAGAGGACGGAGGAUUUGUAAUCAAUCGACAUUUAACUUAGAAUGGAUUAUUUAAUGAGAUUUAACUAAUGCAAAAGAUGAACCAUCCCAAAAUAAUACACUUGGAAGAACUGUACGAAGGAGAAAAUACAUUUUAUUUGAUUUUAGAGUAUUUAUAAGGUUAGAGUUUGCAUGAGUCUUUCAACAAGAGACAAGUGUUAUUUGAAUAGGAAUAAAUAUAAACUAUUAUGUUUGUAAAGAAUUUAAUCAAUAUUAGCAACUCCUAACAGCAGUGCAAUACAUGCAUUCCUUGGGAAUUAUGCACAGAGACUUGAAGCCCGAAAACAUUAUGUUCAAGAGCCAAAACGCCUAUGACGAAUUGAAGAUUGUGGAUUUUGGAUUGGCCACAUCAAUCCAUGCGGAGACUUAUCCCUAUCCGAAGUGUGGAACACCUGGUUAUGUUGCUCCUGAAAUUGCCAACCUAAAAGAUUUAAAUUAAAAAUACGAUUUGAUUUGCGAUAUGUUUAGUGUCGGUUGUAUCUUCUAUAAAUUGUAAAUGCAGUUUAAUUUUUAAGAUUAACAGGCAAAGAUCUAUUCCCAGGACCAGAUUAUUAAGAAAUCUUAAAGUUAAACAAAAAGUGUUCCAUCAAUUAUGAACUCCUCACCUUAUACAGAGCACCAAAGGAGGCGAUUGAAUUGAUAGCAUUGUUUUUAAAGAUUAAUCCUAAAGAAAGAAUUUCAGCCCAAGCUGCUUUAGAACACAAUUACUUUUAAUUAAAAUUUUAAACCAAAAGAGCCAAAUUUUAACAAAGUAAUAAUAAAUAUACUCCUGUCUUUUAAACUCAAAAUUUUAAUCCCAAAGAUAAUCAUUAAAAACAAAACUUUCACAUUGAAGACGAUGUUGUAGAAGAUGAAAAUGCUCAUUCUUUGAAAGUACCCAUUAUGCAAAACAUGAAAACCUUUGGUUAAUUCGUUUGCAAAAUCAAACCAUAAGUUACACCAACUUUGGCUAGAAGGAACUUUAAAAAGUUUUAAACUUCAGACUUUAAUUCGGCAUUGUCACCUAACUCCCCUAAUCCUUAACUAAACGAUCAUAAACCAUCCUUAAUCAUAAAUGCUUAAACUCAAGAAUUGAUCAAUGAAAUUAAUACCAAAAAUGAACAUCAAAUUAAUUAAAUGGGUUAAAUAGAUGAAGAACAAGAUGAUUAAUUACAACAAAAUAUAUGA